CCACGGUAGCGGGUAGCCCACCGCCGCAAGCAUCUCCACUCCUCCCCUCCCCUCCGCCGCGCUGGGCAAGGGCCGGCUCCACAGCCCCUUUCUAUAAAUCAAUCCGCGGAAUCCCCUCCACACCCACCUACCGUCCUCGCCCUCGCCCCCCGCACCCACUUUCCCCAAGUCCACUUCUUGCCCUCACCCUCCCUUCCGUCGCUUCCUUCCUGCGCAAUCAUCGCGGCCGGUCUCUUCUCCUCCCUCUGCUCGCCGAUCGAGCGCGCGAUGGACGGCGACUACGUCUCCGGCCUGCUCAUGGGCUCCGCGGGGCUCGACUUCGGCGUGCCGGGCCUCGACGCCGGCUUCUUCGAGACGCUCUGUGGCGCCGGUGGCGCUGGCGCCGCGGGGCUCGCGGCGAUGUUCGGGGACCGGGCGGCCGGGAUGCCCGGCUUGGGCGGCGGCGGUCAGUUCGGGGCCGCGGAGGGGACCGGCGGCUGCGAGCUCGGCGCCGCGUCCAGGGAGGGCUCCUCCGUCUCCGACCCGGCGUGGGCGUACGGCGCGAAUGCCAGGAAGCGGAAGGCGCCGGCCGCGGGCGCCGGCAAGGGCAAAGAGGCCGCGUCCUGUUUCGCCAAGAUGGGAGAGCCGACGGGGCCGGACUCGAAGAAAUGCAAAAUUGAGGAGGAGACUGUGAGGCCCAAGGUGGAGGAGGAGGCGGCCACGGCCAGCGAUGGGUCGGCCGGCGGGGAGCGAGGCCGCAAGCAGGCCAAGGGCAAGGGCUCCAAGUCCAAGCAGCCGGCGGCGGACGAGCCGCCCAGGGACUACGUCCAUGUCCGGGCCAGGAGAGGCCAGGCGACCGACAGCCACAGCCUUGCUGAGAGGGUCAGAAGAGAGAAGAUCACCCUCAAGAUGAAGAUGCUCCAGGACCUGGUGCCAGGAUGUAACAAGGUGAUUGGCAAAGCCCUCAUGCUCGAUGAGAUCAUAAACUAUGUUCAAUCGCUGCAGCAGCAAGUCGAGUUCUUGUCCAUGAAGCUCUCGACCGUGAACCCGCAACUUGACUUCGACACCUUGUCUAACCUCCUACACAAAGAUAUGAACCAAGCACUUGACCCCUCGGCGAGCACGGUGUUUCCAUUGGAGAGUGCUGGCACGGUGUACCCAUUGUGUGACCAAGCAGACCUUUACCAGUCCUUCAGUUCGGGUGCUAUGGAGAACCAAUGCUCCAUGGGUCUGUUAGACAUGGCUCUACCGCACGCACCGCAGUACCCUUUUCAAAAACAGCAGGAUUUCUGGGAGGCGAGUGCGCAAAAUGGGCUCCAUAUGGACCACGAGCAAAGCCAGGAGAAUGCAGGUUCGGCACCGAAUUUCGAUGGUCAGCUACAAGCAGCAGAUCAUCCAGAGAUUGAGUUCUAGACGAUCACAGGAUCACUGAUAAUCACCAAGGCCCAUAUUUUUGUACAUAAGAAAAGUAUGGCGAGUGAAGCUCCUAAGCUAACGGUCUUUUGACUUCCGGACUGAGAACUGAUUUGAUCAUCCACAUCCGAUGCCGAAUGGUACCAAGACGGCCGGUAUCGUGGAUACUAGAAAGAAUCCCGGCUGAACUACCAUCCUGCUUGAUUCUUCUCGUGUCGAUGAGAUCAUAUGGUCUCGAAAAGUAGUAAAUCACGUACUUAGAUAUGGUGAAAAUAUUUAGAAUCACCAUAAUCUCUCCUAAUGUGUAAGAACUCGGCGGAUAUUGGGACGAUACUACUACCGUGUACUUCUAUUUUGCAUUUGUCGUGGAAAUGGCAAUUAUGGACA
Aegilops tauschii subsp. strangulata is the source of this 1779-nucleotide messenger RNA. RefSeq lists its product as uncharacterized. The record is from RefSeq and is a predicted model, not a curated record. Gene Ontology annotation, biological process: regulation of DNA-templated transcription. NCBI's taxonomy places the organism in Eukaryota, Viridiplantae, Streptophyta, Magnoliopsida, Poales, Poaceae. Gene Ontology annotation, molecular function: protein dimerization activity; DNA-binding transcription factor activity. Gene Ontology annotation, cellular component: nucleus.